Rubroshorea leprosula is the source of this 1328-nucleotide messenger RNA. The record is from the annotation of a GenBank genome assembly. Lineage: Eukaryota; Viridiplantae; Streptophyta; Magnoliopsida; Malvales; Dipterocarpaceae.
AUUGGAUCCUCUCUUCUGGGUCAGUUUUUCCCCUUCCUCUUGGAACCAUGUCUGAGCGGGGCCCCUACUUCGAAGAGUCAUCUUCCGAUGAGAAAGAAAAACUAUCUUUCUUCUCGUAAGCGACCGUUCUUCGAAGACAAAGAUUCCGAUUACAAUGACAGACCAUCAGCCCCAAAGAGGGCCAGAUUUCCAAAGGUUAAGAAGGUAAAACCGGAGGAGGAAGAGUCUAAUAUAGCCCAGCCUUUUCUUGCUCUCUUUGCUUUCCUUUCUCCCUCUCUCUGGGUUCUCUUGGAGAACUCGCGGCUUCUCCUUAGAGAACCCAGAUUUGGGUUCUCCAGGAGAACUAUCUGGGUUCUCUCGGAGAACCAUCUAGGAAGGAGAAAGGAAAGGAGAGAGAAAGAAAAGUCCGGGCUGGUUACUGUUGGAAUUAACGGAAGAAACAGAGAGGAGUGGGUGUGUAACGGAGUGUGUGUACAGAGAGUAAGGGUGUAUCAUUUUCCUUUUGUUGAAGAUGGUGUUCAGAUAGAGCCUUUCAAUCUCAAGGAAGAAAGGCAAAUAAGUUAUUUUGAUAGAAGAGGAAACUUUGUCCAAUGUUUCGAUGAUAAAUUCAACGAUCCAUGGCUUGAUGGUCUCGAAUUCACCAAGCCAAAGCUUGCAGGGAAAAAUGUACCAACACGCACCACACACACACCCACAGUAACAAGAAUUAACAAUGAAGAUGCUGAAGGCAACAUUGGAACAAUAAAGAGGCGAAUUGCGAAUGUGCUCGAGCCUGGAGAAACUGUGUUACAAGCUUUGAGAGGGUUGAAGGGAACUUCAAAAAACAGGAAGGAGAAAAUUGCAGCUGAGACUAAUAAAGUGUUUGAUCAGCUAACUGAUGAUGAAGGUGAUUACUGUGUGUAUCAUGAGAGGCAGGAGGGCUACAAGCAAUGUAGGAGUUCCUAUGAUAGUGCUUAUGACAAGUCUUCGGGCUACAAAGAGAGUAGCAGUUUGGGGUAUGUUAUAAGCCAUCUACAGGACUUUAUUUCUCAGCAGCAUCGGAGCAAUGGUAUUGCUAUAAUGAGAAGACUGGCACAUUCAAGAAUAUUUAUUAGGUUGCAUCAAGCAGGAGCAGGAUCCCACGAUUUCUUGACUUUGUGAAGCUCCCAGGUUAAAGUUGCCAUGGUGGGUAGGUCACACAUACUAUUUCUCUAUUACCAGUUUAGUUCACUCUUAAUAUUUUUCUCUUUGGUUGAAGUGCCUGCUGAUUGUUCUUGCUGCUCUCCGAUUUCGUUGUGAUAUCAAGACUCUGUUUCUAUAGGAGGCAAGAAGAAAUUGAAGAUUGGACU